This is a messenger RNA of Ipomoea nil (Japanese morning glory), 893 nucleotides long. Its product is annotated as non-specific lipid-transfer protein-like protein At2g13820. Gene Ontology annotation, biological process: lipid transport. NCBI's taxonomy places the organism in Eukaryota, Viridiplantae, Streptophyta, Magnoliopsida, Solanales, Convolvulaceae. Gene Ontology annotation, molecular function: lipid binding. The record is from RefSeq and is a predicted model, not a curated record. The coding region runs from base 93 to 656 and encodes 187 amino acids. The transcript has 3 exons.
AGACUCAAAAAACCUCCAUAGACCACAGUUUCUUACGCCAACUUGUUUCCGCCUAUAAUUCCGACGACAAAAUCUCUCCUUUCCGAUCAAAAAUGGCUAUGGGCUUGAACGCAUUUGGGCCCGUAGUGCUGGGAUUGCUUGCCCUCUGGGCUGUCACCGCGGAUUCCGCCCACCAUUCCGCGCCGGCGCCGGCGGUGGACUGCAACAGCGUAGUUCUGAACCUGGCGGACUGCCUCUCCUUCGUGACCAACGGGAGCACGACGAAGAAGCCGGAAGGCACCUGCUGCUCCGGGCUGAAAAUGGUGCUGAAAUCCAACGCCGAGUGUCUCUGCGAAGGCUUCAAGAACAGCGCCCAGUUGGGAGUUGUCCUCAAUGUCACCAAGGCCUUGUCUCUCCCCGCCGCCUGCCAUGUCUCCGCCCCCUCCGUCAGCAACUGCGGCCUGAGCAGUGGAACCAUUUCUUCUCCCGCUCACUCCCCCUCGGCUUCACCACCGAGCAAAACCGCAGAUGCUCCUAUUGGGGUUGCAGGCGCUCCUAGUACGGCUGUAGGAGCUAAGGAAACCAGCCCGGCACUGUCUCCAGGAAGCUCGGGUUCUUCUGGGCUCGCCCCCGUUGGAUCCUUGGCGUUUAUGCUGCUCAUUGUAUUGAUGUGGUGAUUCUUGAGAUGAAGAGGGGUCAGCAUGCGGGGCAAGAGUUGUUAUGAUGUUAUAGUAGUGUAGUAGCUGUGGGGUGUAUUUCCUGUUUGUGUUGAUUAAUGAUUAUUAUUAUUGUUGUUGUUAUCAUUAUUGUUGUUAUGACAGUAGAAAGCAGUGUUUGCUGGUCCCUUUGGUGUCUCAGGUUUUGAAUUGGAAUGAGAUAUACUUUGUUCUUAGUUCAUAUGCUACUUUGGCCUA